Messenger RNA from Colletotrichum destructivum, 1059 nucleotides. RefSeq lists its product as uncharacterized. NCBI's taxonomy places the organism in Eukaryota, Fungi, Ascomycota, Sordariomycetes, Glomerellales, Glomerellaceae. The coding region runs from base 47 to 1039 and encodes 330 amino acids. The transcript is spliced from 4 exons. The record is from RefSeq and is a predicted model, not a curated record.
GUUGAAAAUGAUUUCUCUUUGGAUCGUGCAUUAUCUUGUAUGAGCUAUGCGCACAACAACAAAUCCGGCAAGCCAUACUCCCACCUUCGUCUGGGACCGCUCAGGUGUUCCGGAGCAGUGGGAGGAUGAGUCUUUCGUCAACGGUCAGACUAGAGGCAGCACCGUGGACAGGAGUCUGCUCGAGGACUUCAUUUAUAUACCAGACCAUUCCUCCACCUCGAACUACGAAUUCACCACGUUCGAAGGCAUAUUCCACUCCAACGCACUUGAGAAUAUCAACCAGGGAAAGUAUGAAGGCACAAACGGACUGACGGCUUGGAUACAUGACAGGAACAGCGAUUCAUACCAAUGCCGUUCUUACAACGGAGCUAUGUCGACAGAAGGCUUCGACAGAGUGUUGCGUCGAAAGCGUUUCUCGGAGCCGAACGAAGUUGAUGCACACACCAGGCGCAUAUACUUGCCGAACCCACAUCCGACAAUAUUAGGUGUGCUCGCCUUGAGGUCAUCACAGCAACAAACCCCUAUGAUAAGGAAAAUUAUCUACCGGCAUCUGAAAGCAGACGCCUCUCUUUCUGUCGAGUUUGGGCUCGGUGGGAGAACCUUCGCAUUCGAGGCCAGCAUUCCUUUUUUUGUGGUAAAACGAAGCAAAAUAGUAAUGAGGGAUGCCAGAACCACCUCCAGCGGCAGCCAGAUCCGAAAAACGCACGAUCUUUCUUUCCUCUCAAAGUCUUACACCUGGUCUAAAGAUGAGGGAGCAUCUGAUGCUCUCCAUGAGUGUCACAUCUCGAUGUUCAUAACCGGAUGGAACGUAAACUUCUGGACAGCAGUCUGUCUCAACGAUACUUACUACUAUGACGACGAUAUCCUGGGGUAUAACGAGGACAUGCUGCGACAUUACGACAACCGCGGUCCACCUGAUGAAUCCACCCCUCCCUUGGAUCCUUUGAGCAUUGGCAAUCUAACCGCUGACGCCAUAUCUCCAAACGAUCCCAGAGACUACUUCCUACUCAUUCUCAAACACCGAACGCAAAAGACGUGAUUUUUGGGUUAGAACCUAGG